AUGGCGGGAUCGACCGCCUACCCGGUCUCGAUUUCCGAAAUUGAGUUUCCCUCCCAGGCUCAGAGUCUGUCGCAUAUCCUUUCAGAUCUCAAGAGAUCAGCGUUGUCUAUAACCAAUAGGCUGAAAUCUAUCGAAAGCGACUCGCAGUUUGCCCAGGGAGUCUCCGAGCACUAUCGUCUACCAUUAAUAGCAAACGAACGGUGUGGCAGUUGGUAUAUUCAACCCGAGAGAAAAGUAGGAAGCGCGUAUUUCAAAAGCACCGAUGGCCAUGCCGGUCAAUGGGACUUCAGCCUCCGUCGGCUCAACCUACAGGUUCUCGACGUUCUUAGUCAAUACGGAGGAUGCAUCGUCGUGGACUCGACAAGAAGGGGCAAGGCAAUCCCUGAUGCCCUCUCGAAAACUGCUCCUAUCUGGGCUGCAGUGAUGAACAAAACUCUGUUUCCCGAUGAGCCUGCAUACCAUAAUGUUCAGUUCCCGCCAGACUUCCUUGGCGCCUCCGAAGAGUCACAAAUUGAAGGCCGAAUUGACGGGUUUGUGGCUGCAUUCAAGGCCCUGGGACUGGACCUGGAAUCGCUGAAGAAUAGGAUGGGAAAACCCGUCCGCUUAUCGUGGGCAACAAGGGAUUAUUUUUAUCCUGAAUACCCCCAAAAUAGGAAUUUUCAUCUAAUGGUUUUGUGUUCCGCCUCGAAACGCGUGCGGGGUGCUGAGAUGUCAGAAGGUGGGUACAUCCAGGGCGCAGGCGAUGACAGUGAAGGGUGGGCAUGUGGUCUCACGCCGGAUAUAUUUUGGAAAAAUCGAGAACUUCUCCUCAAAUCCGGGGAGGAGACGCUACCGGAAUUGAUUGGAGGCUUGGUUGAGAAGCAACGUCAAACUUCUUCAACUGAGCAGGCAACAUUGAUCAAACCAACCAAAAACAUCUUUGUUGGAAAAAGCGAAUCGCUCAACGUCCCGGAUAUCCCCUUCGACUUGAUCAUUGAUUGUCAUGGCGACCCCAACCUGUCACAGGGUCCAGUAUUAAAUCUGGGCUGCGUCGCAGGUAAACUUGGGAGCCGCAAUUUACGAAAGGUCCUAGACAAGGUUGAGAAAUUCGUAUCCCGCAACCUAGAAGAAGAUUUGUCCCAGUCUCUGGUCAUAGUAUGCGAUACAGGGAAAGAUUUAUCUGUUGGAACAGCUCUUAUGAUAAUCUGUCUGUUCUUCGACGACGAUGGUAGGUGCUCUCUCCAUCUGCCAUCACAUCUCGGGCGGCUGGGCUCACCAACUAGGGUCCUACAUACGAUUGCAAUCCGGCAAACCCAUUAA
Coccidioides posadasii C735 delta SOWgp is the source of this 1299-nucleotide messenger RNA. NCBI's taxonomy places the organism in Eukaryota, Fungi, Ascomycota, Eurotiomycetes, Onygenales, Onygenaceae. The record is from RefSeq and is a predicted model, not a curated record.